This is a messenger RNA of Sphaeramia orbicularis (orbiculate cardinalfish), 3831 nucleotides long. Its product is annotated as mucin-2-like. The annotation marks the transcript as partial. NCBI's taxonomy places the organism in Eukaryota, Metazoa, Chordata, Actinopteri, Kurtiformes, Apogonidae. The record is from RefSeq and is a predicted model, not a curated record. The transcript has 6 exons.
ACUACGCCUGCACCAACUACAACUACAGCUGCACCAACUACAACUACAUCUGCAGCAACCACAACAACAGCUGCACCAACUACAACUACACCUGCAGCAACCACAACUACAGCCGCACCAACUACAACUACAGCUGCACCGUCCACAACUACAGCCACCCCAACUACAACUACACCAACUACAGCCACCCCAACUACAACUACACCAACUACAACUACACCUGCAGCAACCACAACAACAGCUGCACCAACUACAACUACACCUGUACCAACCACAACUACAGCUGCACCAACUACAACUACACCUGCAGACACCACAACUACAGCUGCACCAACUACAACUACAGCUGUACCAACCACAACUACAGCUGCACCAACUACACCUGCACCAACCAUAACUACAGCUGCACCAACUACAACUACACCUGCACCAACUACAACUACAGCUGCACCAACUACAACUACACCUGCACCAACCACAACUACAGCCGCACCAACUACAACUACAGCUACACCAACCACAACUACAGCCGCACCAACCACAACUACAGCCGCACCAACUACAACUACACCUGCACCAACUACACCUGCAGCAACCACAACAACAGCUGCACCAACUACAACUACACCUGCAGCAACCACAACUACAGCUGCACCAACUACAACUACAGCCACACCAACUACAACUACACCUGCACCAACUACACCUGCAGCAACCACAACAACAGCUGCACCAACUACAACUACACCUGCAGCAACCACAACAACAGCUGCACCAACUACAACUACACCUGCAGCAACCACAACUACACCUACACCAACACCUGCAGCAACCACGACGACACCUGCACCAACUACAACUACACCUGCACCAACCACAACUACAGCUACAACAACUACAACUACAGCUGCAACAACUACACCUGCAGCAACCACAACUACAGCUGCAAGAACAACAACUACAGCUGCACCAACCACAACUACAGCUGCAGCAACUACACCUACAGCGGCACCAACUACAACUACACCUGAAGCAACCACAACUACGCCUGCACCAACUACAACUACAGCUGCACCAACUACAACUACAGCUGCACCAACCACAACUACAGCCGCACCAACUACAACUACAGUUGCACCAUCCACAACUACAGCCGCCCCAACUACAACUACACCAACUACAACUACACCUGCAGCAACCACAACAACAGCUGCACCAACUACAACUACACCUGUACCAACCACAACUACAGCUGCACCAACUACAACUACAGCUGCACCAACCACAACUACAGCUGCACCAACUACAACUACACCUGCAGCAACCACAACUACAGCUGCAAGAACUACAACUACACCUGCACCAACCACAACUACAGCUGCACCAACUACAACUACACCUGCACCAACUACAACUACAGCUGCACCAACUACAACUACACCUGCACCAACUACAACUACAGCUGCACCAACUACAACUACAGCUGCACCAACUACAACUACAGCUGCACCAACUACACCUCCUGCACCAACCACAACUACAGCUGCACCAACCACAACUACAGCUGCACCAACUACAACUACACCUGCACCAACCACAACUACAGCUGCACGAACCACAACUACAGCUGCACCAACUACAACUACACCUGCACCAACCACAACUACAGCUGCACCAACUACAACUACACCUGCACCAACCACAACUACAGCUGCACCAACUACAACUACACCUGCACCAACCACAACUACAGCUGCAACAACUACAGCUGCACCAACUACAACUACACCUGCACCAACUACAACUACACCUGCACCAACCAUAACUACAGCUGCACCAACUACAACUACAUCUGCACCAACCACAACUACACCUGCACCAACCACAACUGCAGCUGCACCAACUACAACUACACCUGCAGAAACCACAACUACACCUGCACCAACUACAACUACACCUACAGAAACCACAACUACAGCUACAUUAACUACACCUGCACCAACUACAACUACACCUGCAGAAACCACAACUACAGCUACAUUAACUACAACUACAGCUGCACCAACUACAACUACAGCUCCACCAACUACAACUACAGCUGCACCAACCACAACUACAGCUGCACCAACCACAACUACACCUGUAGCAACCACAACUACAGUUGCAGCAACCACAACUACAGCCGCACCAACUACAACUACACCUGCACCAACCAUAACUACAGCUGCACCAACUACAACUACACCUGCACAAACUACAACUACACCUGCACCAACCAUAACUACAGCUGCACCAACUACAUCUGCACCAACCACAACUACAUCUGCACCAACUACAAUUACACCUGCAGAAACCACAGCUACAUCAACUACAACUACAGCUGCACCAACUACAGCUCCAGCAACUACAACUACAGCCGCACCAACUACAACCACAGCUCCCACAACAACAAAUACACCUGUACCUACCACAACUACAGCUGCACCAACUACAACUACACCUGCACCAACCAUAACUACAGCUGCACCAACUACACCUGCAGCAACCACAACCAGACAUGCAGCAACCACAACUACACCUGCACCAACUACACCUUCAGCAACCACAACUACAGCUGCACCAACUACAACUACACCUGCAGAAACCACAACUACAGCUACACCAACUACAACUACAGCUGCACCAACUACUACUGCACCAACUACAACUACAGCUGCACCAACUACAACUACACCUACAGCAACUACAACUACAGCCACACCAGCUACAACUACAGCCGCACCAACUCCAACUACACCUCCAGCAACCACAACUACAGUUGCACCAACUACAACUACAGCUGCACCAACUACAACUACACCUGCAGCAACCACAACUACACCUGCAGCAACCACAACUACACCUGCACCAACUACAACUACACCUGCAGCAACAACAACUACAGCUGCACCAACUACAACUACACCUGCAGCAACCACAACUACAGCUGCACCAACUACAACUACACCUGCAGCAACCACAACUACAGUUGCAACAACUACAGCCACACCAACUACCACUACAGCCACACCAACUACAACUACACCUGCAGCAACCACAACUACAGCUGCACCAACUACAACUACACCUGCACCAACCACAACUACAGCUGCACCAACUAUAACUACAGCUGCAGCAACCACAACUACAGCUGCACCAACUACAACUACAUCUCCACAAUCAACCACCACAGCUGCACCAACUACGACUACACCAACUACAACUACACCUGCAGCAACAACAACUACAGCUGCACCAACUACAACUACACCUGCACCAACGACAACUACAGCUGCACCAAGUACAACUACAGCUGCACCAACCACAACUACACCUGCACCAACCACAACUACAGCUGCAUCAACUACAACUACACCUGCACCAACUGCAACUACACCUGCACCAACUACAAGUACACCUGCAGCAACCACAACUACAGCCGCACCAACUACAACUACACCAACUACAACUACACCUGCAGCAACCACAACUACACCUGCACCAACUACAAGUACAGUCACACCAAUGACAACUACAGUGUCCCCAACUACGACUACAGUUGCACCAACUACAACUACAGCUCCACAAUCAACCACCACAGCUGCAACAACUACACCUGCAGCAACCACAACUACAGCCGCACCAACUACAACUACACCUGCACCAACUACAACUACACCUGCACCAACUACACCUGCAGCAACCACAACUACAGCUGCACCAACUACAAGUACACCUGCAGCAACCACAACUACAGCCGCACCAACUACAACUACACCUGCACCAACUACA